This is a messenger RNA of Fundulus heteroclitus (mummichog), 2959 nucleotides long. RefSeq lists its product as uncharacterized. Lineage: Eukaryota; Metazoa; Chordata; Actinopteri; Cyprinodontiformes; Fundulidae. Bases 322 to 1116 code for a protein of 264 amino acids. The record is from RefSeq and is a predicted model, not a curated record. The transcript is spliced from 3 exons.
ACUAGUUUCCCCCUCCAGACUAACUAACUAACCAACCCAACACAGCAGACCGAGUCCGCGCAGGAGACAUGGGUCUGCGGAGACACCCAGGGGGGGAAACUCUUCCCAGCGACCCACCACAGCAACUCUGACCGUCCAGGGAAACAGGCCUCCAUCUUCUCUUCACCUGUUUAGUUUUUUUAUUUGCACUUUUUUUUUUUAACUCGACUGACGGGCCGGAAGAGAGAGGUAGACGUCGCAUAUGCGUUUGUGAUACCUGAGGCAAAUUAAAGGGCCACACCUUCACCUGUAGGACGACAGCACAACGACACAUCUGGCCAAAUGGGGUGCCAAUGCUGCCGGAUGGUGAAAGGCUACAUCAGCGACCCCUCGACGGCGGCGGAUGCGCGGAAAGGCGAUUCUGCAGGCAGCUCGCUCUACCAGGCCCAGCACCACGCCGGCGGUGACCCCAACUUCGACCCCCACGCCGGCGGCAACAAGCAGAAGCAGGGCUUCCACAACCUGGGCUACAGCAAGUCCAACGACAGCACGCUCAAGCUCGAGUUCGACAACAACCAGGUCAACCACAGGCUGCACUCCGCGCCGUCCCUCGCGAGGGAGCUGCACCAGCAGGCGAGCGCGCCCCCUGCUGAUGGGGGGCUGUACAUCAUCCAGCCAGAAGCUGUGGGACCGCGAUGGAUGGACAUAGAUCCGAGCCAGGUGCCCAUUUACCCCAACGUACAGCAGUACGAGAACCAUGAAGCACCAACAGAAGGCUGGGACAGCCCCUUCACCCGCUGCACCAUCCCAGGCAAAAGCUCGUCAUUGGACGAGAUCGACGAAGGCGUGGGGGGGACGCCGGAGCACCUCUGGGACACCGGGGAUGAGGGGAGCAUCUUGUCCGUGGAAAUCCACACCAGCACCGCCAGCUUGUCCUCGGGCGGCACGAGGGACGAGCUCACACUGCCAGAGACUCUGGACGUCUCCACGGAGGAGAGCGGGAUCUCGGUGACAAAGAGCGAGAACGAGGAGGAGGUGAGGAAAGACCAGGCGGAGGUGCAGAGCGUCACAGACUCAAUGGUGGCGGAGGCUCUGGCUGCUUUGGAGGCCGCCACCGCCGGGGAGGAUUCCGACUAAAUCCCCCUCCGUCCUCCCAGAGAGACCACAAACUACUCAGAACCAAUCCUGAAAGCAACUUGAGAGCGCAAUCGAAACCGCCACGAGACUUUGCCAAAGUUCUGAACAAGGACGUUUGUAUCUACGAAUGAAGGACAGCUCUGUUUGCAGGAAAAGCGAUUUAUUAUGAAGGCGUGGACGAUCUGUGCGGCCUUGUGAAGGAGGCUCCAGCGUCUGGACUGAACACAUCCUGCAGAUGGACCAUGGUGCACUUAUCACUCCAUGCUCCCAAUAAGCUACAGGGUCAUUUAAUCAUAAUUCAUUACAACGUUUUUAUUAUAAUAGUCAAUAUUUUUUUUAGUAAACACAGUCCCUGCUACCAGGAAUCCCUCCAUUUAAAGUGCCAUGCAAAACUACUCAAACACCUUGAAACAACCACAAACCUCAGCGUAUUUUACUGAUAUUCUGUGCGACCCGUCGAGAGAAAGUACUUCGUCCUUUUAAAGUGAAGUAACAAAAUGUCUGAAAAGUGGGAAAUGCGCUUGUGUUGAGGCUCUUGAGUCGACCACCAUCUAGCAGCUUUGCUCAUUCCGCGGUUUUCAAAUUUGCAAAAUAGCUACAGUUCAGUCAGACUGGAUGGGGAGCGACUAUAAAUAUCCUGUUUGUUUGUUUUAACGUGUUGUUGUAGAUUCUCGGUUUAGGUCCUGGCUUUGACUGGGUCGUUAUUACACAUGAUUGUUUGAUCUAAACUAAUCAGAUGUCGCGUCCUGAUAGGAGGAUCCUCAACCACGGCUUCAAGUGGUUCUUUUGCAGAGUCUAAAGACGUUCUUCUAGGAUUACCUCACAUCUACCUCCAUCUAGCUGUCUGACCAGCUGCUGAAGAAAGCAUCCCCACCUCGUUUAUCACCAUCAAAGCCAAAAAGUUAGAUUUUUGGUCCCUUCUUUUUUUUUUUUUUUUUUUUGCCCUCUCAUUUGACCAAAGCACUUUCUCUAAUUUAUUUGCUGAACCCGUAUGGUUCCACUGGAGUUUAUUUAGGGGUAUGAGAGGAAAGUGGGUGAUUGUAAAUGUAUGCCAUGCUUUUUUCUUUCUUACCAACGGUUUUGAAAACCUUUAAGCCAUGCCCUUCUACUUUACUAUCACACGCUGCUUUGUUUGGUCUGACGUAAAAUAUAUCAACAAAAUACAUGGAGGUUUGUGAUUGCAAAGCGACAAAAUGGAACAAAUUUCAAAGGGAAGGAAUCCUUUUGCAGGGCUCUGUAUCUAUGAAGGAAAGGUCAUGAAAUCCCUUUUUACUGAUGAGUUAUAGUUAGUUCGUCCUUACUCACAACUUUCCUCUUUUAUAUCCUCGCUAAUUUCUAAAUAACACAAAGAAGAAAGAAUCAAUCUGCAAUUAUGAAAACAAAAACGAUGGGGAAAAAAUGAGUUUUAUAUCAGAAAUGUCCAUGCACAUAAUGAAGGUUAAUUAUUUUUAAUUGUUAUUGUUCUAAGAAAUUUGUCUUCUUUCUGCCUUAAUUUCUUAGCUUUUCCAGCCAAGGUUAACAAGCCAAGCGAAGGUCAAUUAGUCUCAGUGCACACUUAAACACACAAGCGCCAUAAAUUUAGCCCGCUUUUUUUUUUUAAGGUCAAGCUUUGAAUAUGUAAAAUUUGUGACAUCUGUUGAACUCAUGUGCCUAGAAAUGAGUUAAUUAAGGCCCACUCAAUGCUGACGUAAUCCGGUUGUAAACGAAAUGGUUUGCUCAGUUUAGUUCAUUCUUUGUUUGCACUGAGAAGCCCCGUUUUAAUCGUUUGCCUGCCAAAUCAUUUCUUCCUGUUACGUUUGUGCCUUUAAAUAAAUUCAACUGUAAUAAAGGCUGUCUGAAAUAA